AAAUCAGCCCACUACUCCCUGCUUCUCCUCAUCUUGUCGGAUUGUUAACCGUUCCUCCGAUUGGCUGCGCCUUCUCUGCGUUUCGCUCCUCUGUCCCCUCAAUAUUCCUCCUGUUUUCCUUCCGCUUCCAACGUUCCUCUCCCGUUUUCACGUCGGAGGCUCCGGAAUUCUCUUCUCGAUCUGUCCGUCUCCGGUGAGACUGAGAGGGAAGAGAGGGAAUGGCGCAUAGAGUAGAUCAUGAGUACGAUUAUCUGUUCAAGAUCGUCUUGAUCGGUGACUCUGGAGUUGGCAAAUCCAAUAUCCUGUCGAGGUUCACCAGAAACGAGUUCUGCUUGGAGUCGAAAUCCACCAUCGGCGUCGAGUUCGCUACCAGAACUCUUCAGGUAGAAGGGAAGACAGUUAAGGCACAGAUUUGGGAUACAGCUGGCCAAGAGAGAUACCGAGCAAUCACCAGUGCUUACUAUAGAGGGGCUGUUGGUGCUCUCCUUGUCUACGACAUUACCAAGAGGCAGACCUUUGACAAUGUCCAAAGAUGGCUUCGUGAAUUGAGGGAUCAUGCUGAUUCUAACAUUGUCAUCAUGAUGGCUGGAAAUAAAUCUGACUUGAAUCAUCUCAGAGCUGUUACAGAGCAGGAUGGUCAAGCUCUGGCUGAGCGUGAAGGCCUUUCAUUUCUUGAGACAUCAGCACUGGAAGCUACAAAUGUAGAGAAGGCAUUCCAAACUAUUUUGAAUGAGAUCUACCAUAUAGUAAGCAAAAAAGCGUUGGCAGCUCAGGAAGCAGCUGCUACUACCACGCUUCCUGGCCAAAGAACAACCAUCAAUGUUGCUGAUAGUGCUGGGACCAUCAAGAAAGGAUGUUGCUCCACCUAAGGUGAAUGGUUUUGUAUCAGGAUGGAAACAUAUUUGCUAGCAAGUGGGCCUUCAUCUUUUUUCCUUUUUUGUUUUUUGUUUUUUCUUGUCUUCAUUUAUCUUUUAUCUUUUACAAAAUUUUCUUAAGAGAGAGACAAUGUAUUAUACUUAUUUUAAGUGAGUUGUGACAAGAAAAGCUUGUGAUACAUUCCAAAAAAGAAAAGCUUGUGACAUUU
Rubroshorea leprosula is the source of this 1084-nucleotide messenger RNA. The record is from the annotation of a GenBank genome assembly. NCBI's taxonomy places the organism in Eukaryota, Viridiplantae, Streptophyta, Magnoliopsida, Malvales, Dipterocarpaceae.